Protopolystoma xenopodis is the source of this 411-nucleotide messenger RNA. The record is from the annotation of a GenBank genome assembly. NCBI's taxonomy places the organism in Eukaryota, Metazoa, Platyhelminthes, Monogenea, Polystomatidea, Polystomatidae.
AUGCGGCAGCCUCAAUCCGGGGGUUGGUGGCAUGAUCGGUUGCGUCGGGGUGGGGAGGGUCGCGAGUCAGGGUUGGUAGGGCGCCUCGGAGGUGUGCGGGAGGUGGAAAUGCGACGCAAACGGUACGUCGGCCCGUCAGCCCGCACCGCCGGCCUUGGAGGCGUGGCCGAACGUCAUGGGCUCGAAGAACUGCAUAGUCUCGAUGCCUCCGUUCGUCGGAGCCGGUCUGACCACAGCCCGGCCACCACCGGUUUGCCCGGGCCCGAGCCCGAGAUCGAGCAGUCGGUCAUGUCGCCGACAGCCUCCAAGUCCAGGCGUCGGGUUUCUGGGGCCGCCUUCCUCAAAACCGACGUACAGCAGUUCGCUCACUUCGACUCGAAAGAAGUGAGGCCUUUUCUCUGCAAAUUUCCU